Messenger RNA from Exophiala viscosa, 3804 nucleotides. RefSeq lists its product as uncharacterized. The coding region runs from base 1 to 3804 and encodes 1267 amino acids. The record is from RefSeq and is a predicted model, not a curated record. The transcript is spliced from 2 exons. NCBI's taxonomy places the organism in Eukaryota, Fungi, Ascomycota, Eurotiomycetes, Chaetothyriales, Herpotrichiellaceae.
AUGAACCCCUACAAUCAGCCGUACAACUAUUCGCAGCAGACUCCUGGUCCACCACAACCCCCAUGGCAAGCACCUCCACGCAAGUCAGGAUGGGCCGAUCCUAGAUUCCAGCAUACAUCGCCUGUAUCGCCUUACAAUGCCGGCUCCAAUGCGUUUGGGCCGCCCUUGCCUCCUCCCCCGCCGCCGCCGCCUGCGCCCAGCCAACAAGAGCCUCCUCAGUUUGUUACGUCCGCAUGGGGAGUGGAUUAUAACCAGUCAACUACUUCACAGAACUACGAUGUCAGACCUCCUCUUCCUCCCCGGCCGUCGAGUGCGACAGGUGCGGGUCGAGUCAGUCCGCAGCCGGAGUUCGCGCCUGCCUUGAAUUAUCACCACCAGCAAGCACCGUUGCCUCACGUUGGAAGCUACGAACAGUCGCAGCAAUAUAGCACCCCAUGGAACGAUCCAUAUCAGUCAAGACCUCCUUUCCAAGACUCGACGCUUCCCACACCUACACCGCCGCCUCCUCCGCCCCCUCCACGCCCGGCUGCAUAUCAGGCUGAGAUUCAGGCUCAGUAUAGUCGACUUAACGCUCCACCAACCGAAUACUCGCACAAGCCUCCUUCUCAUCACUACGAGCCACAGUCGCAGAACCCAUGGACAUCUCAAGGCCCUCCGGUGACCGCUCCUCCCUAUUAUCCAACGGCACCCUUGCCGCAGCAGGUGUUCGGUACAAAUGACGGUCCCUUGGUUUCACCAAUUGAACCAAACAAUGUGUCCUGGAAGCAGGAAGGAAAGACACAUACAGCACAGCCACCCAAUGACUACCAAACAUAUCAGAAGCCAUAUGAGGGCGUGGCGGCGCCCUCACAGACGUUUGGGUUUGGCGGUCCUUCUGACUGGGAACACUAUCAGCCUGGAGCACCAGCCGACAUGUCACCGACAAGUCCUCCCCUACCGCCUCCAGCCACUUCAAGUCAAGGUCAAGCCCUGAACCCCGUGGAGCAAGUACAUGUAGACCCUCCUGUGCCUCAGUCACCAAAAGAAACAGUAGAGAUCGGGGUCCAUAGCCCAGUGUCUGCUCGCAGACCCUCGCAUCCGCACUCACGGACACAUCAAGUCGAGUGGUCACAACCACAGAGCAACGAGAAUCCGUCGUCUGCCCGUCGUCAAAGUGAUCAUGCAUCCAUACGCUCGGACAGUCUGAAUGGCGCUGGCGUUAUCGACAGCGUCAUUCAAGCAUGGAGCACGCCUUCGAAGUUGAACGGCGACCGAGAAACAGCUUCACGGCCUGUUUCUCGAUCUUCUACACGCGAUUCGUCGCCGGAGCCUGUCUCGAGGGUCAAGCCACUGGAUCCCUACGCAGAUCUGGAGCCAGAGUUCAAAGCGUCGCUGAAGAGAUACGCUGCCAUGCUCAGGAAGGAAUCAUCUGCCGAGCCUGAUGAGGAGAAGUUCGAGGUAUUUCAGACGUUCGUCACAAAAGAGCUUCGUUUAAGGAGUCUGCUCUAUGGAGUGGAACUGAACAAAGCCACAAAGGAGGUCAAGAAAACUGCUAGCCUUGCAGAUAUGCAGGCAGCCCUGCCGCAAUCAGUGGUCAAACAAGGACAAAUCGAAGGUGUCGGAGCCGGCAACAUGGAAAUUGCACAGCCAGUGGCUUUCACGGCCCAACAACCGUCCCAUCAACAACCACCAGUGGGAGAUGUGGUGCCAUCAUCUCAAAGCCCCGCUGAUGAUCGGAUAGAACAACAGUCCCAGACUAAGACAGAGAAGGUUGGCAGCGUCGUGCCUUCUCAGCCGCUUUCCUCGAUUAAGCCGUCUGUGGCAGCACCCGGUCAACCUGUGAGCAAUGCUGCUGCCAAAGACAACUCAGGAGGCGGCCUGAGUGCUAUCGUAGAAGAAGAGGCUUACAGUCCGGGAGGACGUCCCAGAGCUCCCGUGAUGACAGCAGCAGCAGCAGCAGCACCAACACUGAAACCUGCAGGACCAUCCAUCAGCAUGUCAUCAGAAGGCCAAAGUGAUCCUAACCUUUCUUUGAGUGCACCUUCACCCAGCAACAAUGGACCAAUGGUCAUGGAAGACUAUGUUACACUACAACCACCAUCACCGAGUGUGAAUGCACCGAUGAUCGUGGAACCAGAGAUGCCACAACCGUUGUCAAGUCGACCUUUGGAUAUGCAAAGGCCUGUCGUACCAAUAAAAUUUGAGCCUUCUCGGCCCGCAUAUACCCCUUUUCGCUACAGUACGGCUGGUCAGGAUGAGAAGGCGCAGCCUUUGCAGCCCGCGGAUCAAGCAUACUCAUCGUUACGGCAUGCGGUGACAGAUUCUGGGCGGUUGAUGGCGCAGGAGACGUUACUCGGUCCAGUCAGGCCCUCUUCCACCACAGGAAAGCAGGAACAUCAAGAAGCAUUCAUUGGUCUGAUUAGAAAGCAGAGCAUGGCCAUCAGGCAAAAGGCUCCCCAGCCACCAAGUGCCAUAAGAGCUGGAGACGAUGCGGUCAAAAGCGAGCCUCCGCCGGCCAUGCGUAUAGGCACGCCAACGAUUUUACCACCGCAAGACCCGUUGAAGCAGGCUGUGACUGCCUUGCAAUCACUCUUGCCUGCGGACUUUUCCGUUGACUCUAUCCAGCAUCCCAAAAUCAAAGAGCUAAAGACCAAAAUUGUGGCUGUGCCCGAUCAGUUUGGGUUCAUCCGUGAGACUGUGGUCGAAUGGGACCGGACCAACCGAGAAGUCCGAAAGCAGCAAGAUGCCGAGAGACGGGCUCGUCAAGAGGGAUCCGAGACUCACAUUGAUGGACUAUUCAACGAUAAUGAGAUCGGCUAUGCAGACAUUGGAGAGCUGGAAGCCGAAUUCAAACUGUCUGAAGCUGAUCGAAAAUAUCAAGAAAACCAAGGAGAGCUCGAGUCUUUCACGGCACAAGUAUUUAUGAAAGUGACCCAGAGACUCCAGAAAGAGAUUGACGAGUUGAAGCCAGCCUACAACACGGCGAUAGACCUUUUGGACCGGGAAAGCGAGUCGAUGAGUCGUUGCUUCAAGCUGGAAGGCGACCGAGCAAGCAUGUCCGAGGUCAUGAACUGUGCGCUCAAGGUCUUCAAUAAGAUCGAAGUCCGGCAUCGUAAGGUGGCUGAGGCGAAUGUUGAGCGCGAGAGGAGACGGAAACAUCUCGAGCUUACGAUUCUCUACACGAACAACGACAAGGACGGCAUGAAGAGUCUGGAGAAGGAUUUUGAGGUCGCCGAGAAGGCGCAAGCGCUUCAUGAAGCUCGUGCCAAAGACGAACGUGCAAACAAAUUGAUGGACAGCUUUGACCGGGCUACCGUUCGGGGACUGGGUGACAAUCAAUUGUUCAUUGACGAUGUCCUGGCUAAGCUAGAAGAUGUCAAACGGGUCAUCUGGUCCGACGAAGACGGGUCGCUGAAGAAAAAGCUCUACGAGCCUGGAGGAGCGCGAGAUACGCUGUCACUGGCUCAAGAUCUGGUCGGAGUUGUGAUGGCAGAUUCACGCAAACUACUCGCUCUGUCCAACGAAGGCGACGGCCUGCUGAACGAUGCCGAUUAUGGAGUUUCGGUAUCGGAAGCCCGAGUCGGCAAUGCGGACAAGAGUACCUAUAGCAGCCUAGAAAAAGAAAAGGCCAAGGAAGACGCGAAGCUAGUGGAGGAGAUGAAUACCCGACUGGCCAGUGUCACCAAAAGCCCUCAAGCUGCCAUCGCCUUGACUCGCGAGGUCAUUGAUCGGAUAGGGGAUGACCCGGCGCACCAAUAUCGGAUAAAGAGGGCACUCGAGGCGGCCAAGCAGCGUAACGCAACGGCCGAAUCGCCCAAAACGUGA